Molecule: messenger RNA, 2520 nt
Organism: Microtus oregoni (creeping vole)
Lineage: Eukaryota; Metazoa; Chordata; Mammalia; Rodentia; Cricetidae
Gene: Lhx6
Product: LIM homeobox 6
Exons: 10
Coding region: 109-1668 (519 amino acids)
Biological process (GO): forebrain neuron development; neuron differentiation; regulation of transcription by RNA polymerase II
Cellular component (GO): nucleus
Molecular function (GO): RNA polymerase II transcription regulatory region sequence-specific DNA binding; DNA-binding transcription factor activity, RNA polymerase II-specific
Source: RefSeq, a predicted model, not a curated record
UCUCUCUGUAGCGCUGAGUUUCAGCGUGUCUCUCUGUGUGUAUGUCUCUGAGUCUCUGCCUCCUUGUGAGUGUCUCGCUCUUCUUAGCGGGGAGGGGAUUGGUCACGCAUGACUCAUCUUGAACGGAGCGGGGCUCCAGCGGCAGGGCGGUCGUCGCCGCAGCUGGAAGGGGAGGAGGACGAAGAGGAGGAGGAGGAAGAGGAGGAGGAGGAAGAGGAGGAGGAGGCAGCAGCGGCAGCCGCAAAGGCAGCUGCAGGGACCUCUCCAAGUUUGUCGGGACCUUCUUCGGAGGAGGCAGUGGCGCCGGCAGCCAGGGAGGCCGGGACUGCGUUCAGGCCGGGGGCGGGGGCUGAGGCUGGGCCCCGGGCUGCGGGGCCCGAGCCUCUGCUCUCCAGCUCUCUCAGCAGCCUCUGCCCCCAGGGCGCCCGAGGCCCCCCUCCGCGCCGCUCGCGGUGCUGUGCGCCCGCAGAGCCCUCCGCUUCCGUGCCGAUGUACUGGAAGCAUGAGAGCGCCGCCCCGGCACUGCCCGAGGGCUGCCGCUUGCCGGCGGAGGGCGGCCCCGCCACUGACCAGGUGAUGGCCCAGCCAGGGUCCGGCUGCAAAGCGACCACCCGCUGUCUUGAAGGGACCGCGCCGCCUGCCAUGGCUCAGUCAGACACCGAGGCCCUGGCAGGCGCUCUCGACAAGGACGAAGGUCGAGCCUCCCCAUGUACGCCCAGCACACCGUCUGUCUGCUCGCCACCUUCUGCCGCCUCUUCCGUACCGUCUGCAGGCAAGAAUAUCUGCUCCAGUUGCGGUCUCGAGAUUCUGGACCGGUAUCUGCUCAAGGUCAACAACCUCAUCUGGCACGUGCGGUGCCUCGAGUGCUCCGUGUGUCGCACAUCGCUGAGGCAGCAGAAUAGCUGCUACAUCAAGAACAAGGAAAUCUACUGCAAGAUGGACUACUUCAGCCGAUUUGGAACCAAGUGCGCCCGAUGUGGCAGACAAAUCUAUGCCAGUGACUGGGUGCGGCGGGCGCGCGGCAAUGCCUACCACCUGGCCUGCUUCGCCUGCUUCUCCUGCAAGCGUCAGCUGUCCACCGGGGAGGAAUUCGGCCUGGUUGAGGAGAAGGUGCUUUGCCGCAUCCAUUACGACACCAUGAUCGAGAACCUCAAGAGGGCCGCGGAGAAUGGGAACGGUCUCACGUUGGAGGGGGCAGUGCCCUCGGAACAGGACAGUCAGCCCAAGCCGGCCAAGCGCGCGCGGACGUCUUUCACCGCAGAGCAAUUGCAGGUUAUGCAGGCUCAGUUCGCGCAGGACAACAACCCCGACGCGCAGACGCUGCAGAAGCUGGCGGACAUGACGGGCCUCAGCCGCAGGGUCAUCCAGGUGUGGUUUCAGAACUGCCGAGCGCGUCAUAAAAAGCAUACACCGCAGCACCCGGUGCCGCCCUCAGGGGCGCCCCCAUCCCGCCUCCCCUCCGCCCUGUCCGACGACAUCCACUACUCUCCGUUCAGCAGCCCCGAAAGGGCGCGAAUGGUCACCCUGCACGGCUACAUCGAGAGUCAGGUACAGUGCGGGCAGGUGCACUGUCGACUGCCUUACACCGCGCCCCCUGUCCACCUCAAAGCCGAUAUGGAUGGGCCGCUCUCCAACCGGGGUGAGAAGGUCAUCCUUUUUCAGUAUUAACGCUACCGGCACUUGCGCAUCUGUCCAUGGGCACCGCACAGCUGCCCCUCAGCCGCUGAGAUCAGCAUCCAGCUGUGGCCAGGGAUCCACCUCUGCAUACACUCUCACCCACUGCCAUCCUACCCUCUGCCAGUGGUCACCCCAGCCCAGGCCCGGUCUUUCCCUCCCCUGCCAAGAACCAGAACCCACCAGGAGCAGCAGAGACCCUCUCUGAGAAGGCAGGUUCCCAGAAAUGUGGCAUCAGCAUGAAAACAAGCAGCCUGCCCUUCCUCAUCAAACAGGAAUCAUCGCUAACGUCAACUGAUCACAGCAGCAAUGGCAAACUGAGUCGCGAGUCACCAACAGUCUCCUACUUCACAGGUUUUCUUUACCCCACAUUGGCCUUUAUUUACUACUUUCUUAGAACCAUCUCUGAAUUCUGAAUAGCCAACAACCCCCAACGUUAUAUACUCUGUUGCUUUUGUCUGGAAAACUCUACAGUGUUUGUGGGAUGUCCCCAAAGAAAAGCUAUGUUCUAAUUUUAUCAUUUCCAUCUGUCUGGUUAUGUCAAGUUAACUCAGAAAAAGAAGAGAUCCUGACCAACCCUGAGAGGCCCAGUAGGGCGGAGAUGGAGGCCUGCCCAGAUGAAGAGGCAGAGGGGCAGGCAGGGGUAGAUGCCAGAGAACACCCCCCAUUGGCAUGGAGGAGUGGGACUGGGUACACUGGACUUGGUGGGGUGCUAACCGUUUCAGCUACCCAGCAGGAGUCAAGGCAAGGAUGUGUACCAUCUGCAUAGUGACACUGCUGAAUGUUUGGGUGGGCUGGCAUCAGGGACCCUUGUAGACCACUUCUCAGUCCUGAGAGGAGGGCCUG